AAUCAGUUUUUAGUUCCAUUAAUUGAUGGUGUUCCCCACACUAUCCACCAUCACCAUCAGACAUGGAAACUCAUUGUAGCUCUGAAAUCCCAAUAAAUCUGUUAUUCAAUUCCUUUUCUCUUUUGCCCUUUUCUUGAAUCUGUUUGUUUAUGAGACCCAUGUAUGUAUAUAUAUUAUUAUAGUUAUAGAAUACUUACAUUGUAUAGAUUCUAGAUGGAUGUAUUCAGCAUCGUGGUCUUCACGUCUAAUCUCAAUCAAUUCCCACACCCUUGCAUAAACAACUGAAUGUCUGAGCUGUGUUCGUCUAUUUUACUGCAAGUUUUUUGUUUUUUUCUUUGGGGAAUAUAUAUAAUAGAAGUCAAACCCCAUCAGACAACAGCACAGUUACAGCUCAGUAGAAGUCUCCCCAUCUCUCUUGGAGGUGGAGAAUCACGGGCUGGUUGUAAGAGCAGAAGGGGUGUUAUUAUUUGGAUCUCUGUUGGGGUUGUGGUGGUUUUUUUGUUUGUUCUUGGUCUCAAUGCAUGCAUAUGAUGAACCAAAUGGAGUUCAAGAAGGAGAAGCUAGUGAGGUUUUGUAGUGAUGAAAAACAAAAUCUUGAAGUUUCCUGGGAAAAGGGUGAAUCCCAACCGGUAGAAAGGCCAGUGAGUUACAAGGUUUUGCCCUCCUUAUUGAACCCUGAAGGCAGGGCUGGUGAGAAGAAUAGAACAUAUGGAACUCUCAGCUUUGGGAGGUUUAAGGUUUUCCCAGAAAGUCAUGAACCAUGGAGGAAACGAAUUCUGGAUCCUGGCAGUGAUAUUUUCUUGCAAUGGAACAGAGUUUUCCUCUUCUCCUGUCUAGUAGCACUUUUUGUUGAUCCAUUGUUUUUCUACCUCCCUACUGUGGUUGGUGAUGGCAAUUCAUCAUGUGUGAAAACAGACUUGAAUUUGGGAAUUGUGGUUACCUGUUUUCGGACUAUUGCAGAUGUUUUCUAUCUGUUGCACAUGGCUAUAAAGUUCCGAACUGCUUAUGUAUCCCCAAGCUCAAGGGUGUUUGGAAGGGGUGAACUUGUUAUGGAUCCAAAGGAGAUUGCCAGGCGGUAUUUGAAAUCAGACUUCUUCAUAGACCUGGUUGCAACAUUGCCUCUUCCUCAGAUUGUCAUAUGGUUCGUAAUUCCAGCAAUUAGAAGCUCCCAUGCUGAUCAUACCAACAAUGCCCUUGUGCUAAUUGUUUUGCUCCAAUAUGUUCCCAGAUUAUAUCUGAUUUUCCCGUUAAGUUCUCAGAUUAUUAAAGCCACAGGAGUUGUCACAAAAACUGCUUGGGCAGGGGCUGCAUAUAAUCUCCUAUUGUAUAUGUUAGCUAGUCAUGUCUUAGGGGCAUCAUGGUAUUUGUUGUCAAUAGAACGGCAUGCAACAUGCUGGAAAUCAGUUUGCAGAAAGGAGCUUGGCCCUAUUAGAUGCUUUCUUCGUUUCUUGGAUUGUGGUACUUUGGACGAUGAUGAUCGCAGGAAGUGGAAUAAUAGUACUUUUGUGUUUAGUCACUGUGAUCCCAGCAAAGACAUCAGUUUCAAUUAUGGAAUAUUUGGAGAUGCGAUAAAAAAGAAUGUUGUAUAUUCAAAGUUUCUCGAGAAGUACUUCUAUUGCUUAUGGUGGGGCUUGCAGAACCUAAGUUCAUAUGGCCAGAGUUUGUCUACAAGCACAUUUAUUGGGGAAACUGCAUUUGCCAUACUUAUCGCCAUCUUGGGCCUGGUUCUGUUUGCUCAUUUAAUCGGAAACAUGCAGACCUACUUGCAAUCUAUCACUGUGAGGCUUGAGGAGUGGAGGCUCAAGCGAAGAGACACAGAGGAAUGGAUGAGACACCGUCAACUACCUCAAGAUCUGCGAGAGCGUGUUAGGCGGUUUGUCCAAUACAAGUGGCUUGCUACUCGUGGAGUUGAUGAAGAGUCAAUUUUACGUGCCUUACCUACAGAUUUACGUCGAGAUAUCCAGCGCCAUCUAUGCUUGGACCUUGUUCGACGUGUUCCCUUUUUCUCACAGAUGGAUGAUCAGCUACUUGAUGCAAUAUGUGAGCGCCUAGUAUCAUCCUUGAGUACUCAAGGUACCUACAUAGUUCGCGAGGGUGACCCAGUUACAGAGAUGCUCUUUAUUAUCAGAGGGAGACUAGAGAGCUCAACUACGAAUGGAGGCAGAACAGGUUUCUUCAAUUCAAUUACUUUACGGCCAGGCGAUUUUUGCGGGGAGGAGUUGCUUGCAUGGGCAUUACUUCCCAAAAUUACUCAGAACUUGCCCUCUUCAACAAGAACAGUAAGAGCCCUUGUUGAGGUGGAAGCCUUUGCACUGCGAGCAGAGGAUCUCAAGUUUGUUGCAAAUCAGUUUAGACGUCUCCAUAGUAAGAAGCUGCAGCACACUUUCCGCUUCUACUCUCACCACUGGAGGACCUGGGCAGCCUGCUUCAUUCAGGCUGCUUGGCGCCGGUACAAGAAGCGGAUAAUGGCAAAGAACCUCAGCAUGCGAGAGUCAUUCUCCUUUGCUGAUGACGAUGACCAUGCAGAUGAUGAAGAUGAAACCGAACAAGAGGAUGAAGGGAGCUCCACAAAAUCAAAUUCUUCUCAGGCAAAGCAGCAUCUAGGGGUCACCAUACUGGCUUCAAGGUUUGCCAAAAACACAAGGCGAGGAGCUCAAAAGGUCAAGGAUGUUGAAAUGCCCAAGCUGCAGAAGCCUGAAGAGCCAGACUUCUCGAUUGAGCCAGAUGAUUACUAGUUGAACACUGCUAGAUUAUAUAUACCACAGCCACAACUAUGACCCUUGCAAUUGAAAACUCUCACAGAAGUCCAUCAAAAGAUCCCCAGAAGGUUACAAAAAAUAACCCAUAUGACAAGAUCAAGCAUAAACAGCAAGGUAUGAUCUCAAUAGAUGUAUUAUUGAUAUUCCUGUUGGGUCACUUCACAGAUACUACACUAGAGGAUCUCUUUGUAAAGUGAUAUUUCUUUUACAUAUUAGUCAGAGUUUAUGAGCCUGCAAAAUGGCUUGGUCUUUAUAUUUUA
Vitis vinifera (wine grape) is the source of this 3019-nucleotide messenger RNA. Its product is annotated as probable cyclic nucleotide-gated ion channel 14. Gene Ontology annotation, cellular component: membrane. The record is from RefSeq and is a predicted model, not a curated record. The transcript has 8 exons. Bases 522 to 2735 code for a protein of 737 amino acids. Gene Ontology annotation, biological process: monoatomic ion transport; transmembrane transport. Gene Ontology annotation, molecular function: monoatomic ion channel activity. Lineage: Eukaryota; Viridiplantae; Streptophyta; Magnoliopsida; Vitales; Vitaceae.